Vitis riparia (riverbank grape) is the source of this 636-nucleotide messenger RNA. Its product is annotated as putative calcium-binding protein CML19. NCBI's taxonomy places the organism in Eukaryota, Viridiplantae, Streptophyta, Magnoliopsida, Vitales, Vitaceae. The record is from RefSeq and is a predicted model, not a curated record. Gene Ontology annotation, molecular function: calcium ion binding. The coding region runs from base 52 to 480 and encodes 142 amino acids. The transcript has a single exon.
CAAGAACAGAUUUACGAGAGUUUGAGGGAAGAGAAACCCAUUUGAGCUGGUAUGGCAAACGAUGAGAUGAUCGAGAAACACGUUCAGUAUGAGCGUGUGUUUAAGCACUUUGAUGACAAUGGAGAUGGGAAGAUAUCAGCGUCGGAGCUUCAGGGGCAUUGCGAUGGGAUGACGCUGGAGGAGGCGGAGGCGGCGCUGGAGUCGCUGGAUUCGGACGGGGAUGGGUUGUUGGAGUUGGGGGAUUUGGUGAGGCUGGUGGAGGGAGUGGAGGAGGAAGAGAGGAUAAACGAUUUGAAGGAGGCGUUUAAGAUGUACGAGAAUGAUGGGUGCGGUUGCAUCACCCCAAAGAGCUUGAAGAGGAUGCUGAGUAGACUUGGUGAAUCCCGGAGCAUCGAUGAGUGCACAGUCAUGAUUUCUCAGUUUGAUCUCAACGGUGAUGGGGUUCUCCAUUUUGAUGAGUUCAAGGUCAUGAUGUUAUAGAUGAUCAUCGUGCCUUGCUUUCCUUCAUCUUCUUCAUCUUCUUCAUGUAUUUUCUGUGUAUGUCGUGUAGCAGCUGAUCAGUUGUCUGUUGAUUGUGUAUCCAUUCAUUUCUUCUUCUUAUUAUUAUUUCUGGGAUAUAUUCCAUUAUUUCAUUGA